Staurois parvus is the source of this 1500-nucleotide messenger RNA. Lineage: Eukaryota; Metazoa; Chordata; Amphibia; Anura; Ranidae. The record is from the annotation of a GenBank genome assembly.
AUGGCUCAGUUUGUCUUUGAAAACGACCUGAACAGCAUCCUCAAGCUGGACACCCCCAUCACAAACGCCCCCCUGGCCCGAUGGCAGCGGAAGGCAAAGGAAGCCCUGUCCCCGAUGAAGGCCGUAAACCGCUCACACAGCUCCAGCAAGACCCCAUCCAAGACCCCAGGUGUGAUCGAUGGGAAGUCCCAGGGUAAAAUGCAGGGAACACCUUCCAGAGUUGGAGGAGAUCGCUUCAUACCCAACCGAAGUGCAAUGCAGAUGGAUGUGGCCAGCUUCCUGCUAAGUAAAGAGAACGAGCCUGCAGAGCAAUCUCCAACCAAGAAGGAGCAGCAGAAGGCUUGGGCUGUCAACCUGAAUGGCUUUGACGUGGAAGAGGCAAAAAUCUUAAGACUUGGAGGCAAAUCCCUUAAUGCUCCUGAAGGGUAUCAAAACAACUUAAAGGUUUUAUAUAGCCAAAAGGCAACCCCUGGCUCCAGCAAAAAACCGGGCAGGUACAUCCCAUCCAUGCCAGACAGAGUCCUCGAUGCUCCUGAGAUCAGAAAUGAUUAUUAUCUAAAUCUGAUCGACUGGAGCUCACAGAACCUGCUGGCUGUAGCUCUGAAUGACUCGGUCUACCUCUGGAACUACAUGAGCGGGGACAUCGUCCUCCUAUUGCAGAUGGAGAACUCCGAGGAGUACAUUUCAUCAGUGUCCUGGAUCAAAGAGGGGAACUAUCUGGCUGUGGGAACCAGCAAUGCUGAAGUGCAGCUCUGGGAUGUUCAGCAGCAGAAGCGUCUGCGCACUAUGGUCAGCCAUUCAUCACGGGUUGGUGCUUUGACCUGGAACAACCACAUCCUGUCCAGCGGUUCUCGGACUGGUCACAUCCAUAACCACGAUGUGCGGGUCGCUCAGCAUCACAUCGCCACGCUGUCCGGACACUCACAGGAAGUCUGUGGCCUGAAAUGGUCUCCAGAUGGCCGCUACUUGGCCAGCGGGGCCAAUGACAACCUGGUGAACAUCUGGCCUUGUGACCAGGGGGAUUCUGGAGAGUAUACACCAGUGCAGACCUUCACACAACACCAGGGGGCGGUCAAGGCUGUGGCCUGGUGCCCAUGGCAGUCCAACGUCCUGGCAACCGGUGGGGGAACAAGUGACAGACACAUCAGAAUCUGGAACGUGUGCUCUGGAACGUGCCUAAAUUCUGUGGACACCCACUCCCAGGUCUGCUCUAUUCUGUGGUCCACAACGUACAAAGAACUCAUCUCUGGCCAUGGGUUUGCACAGAACCAGCUUGUGAUCUGGAAGUAUCCCACAAUGACCCGGGUUACUGAGCUAAAAGGUCACAGUGCACGGGUCCUCAAUCUUGCGAUGAGUCCAGAUGGCUGCACCGUGGCCUCUGCCGCAGCAGAUGAGACCUUGCGACUGUGGAAGUGCUUCGAGGUGGAUCCCGUCACCAAGAAGGAAAAGGAGAAGGCCAGGAGCAGCAGCAAAAGCAUCAUCCAUCAGAGCAUCCGAUGA